AUGGCGGCGCGGCGCGGGCUGGCUGCGGCGCUGCGGGGCUGCGGCUCGGCGGCUGCGGGGCAGGAGCGGGACCCCGGGGCCGCGGCGCUGUACGCCCACUGGCCCUACUGCCUCAAACGCUGCAGCUACUGCAACUUCAACAAGUACAUCCCCCGGGGCCUCGACGAAGCGGCGGUGCGGAGCUGUCUCGCCCGGGAAGCCCAGACCCUGAUCCAGCUGAGCCGAGUGCAGAGGAUCAGCUCGGUGUUCUUCGGCGGGGGGACGCCGAGCCUGGCCAGCCCACUUACCAUCGCUGCGGUGCUGGAGACCGUUUUACAGUGCUCUCGCUUGGCGGCAGACGCGGAGGUCACUCUGGAAGCCAACCCCACCUCGGCCGGAGCCUCGCGGCUGGCGGGCUUCCAGGCGGCAGGUGUCAAUCGCCUCUCUAUUGGCAUCCAGUCAGUGGACAACUCAGAGCUCCAGCUCCUCGGGCGGGACCACACGGCGGAUGAGGCUUUGAGAACCCUGGAAGAGGCCAAGAAACUGUUUCCAGGACGCACGUCCAUUGACCUCAUCUUCGGCCUCCCGGGCCAGAGCGUUGCCUCGUGGGCCAGGGGGUUGGAGCGCCUGCUUCAGCUGUGCGAUGACCACGUGUCCCUGUACCAGCUCACGCUGGAGCGGGGCACCUCCCUCUUCAAGCAGGUGCAGCAGGGUGCCCUGCCUAUGCCUGAGCACGACGUGGUGGCCGAGAUGUACGAAGUGGCGCGGCGGAUUCUGCAGGAUGCAGGCUUCCGGCAGUACGAGGUCUCCAACUUUGCCAGGAACGGCGCACUCAGCACCCACAACCUGUCCUAUUGGCAGGGCAGCCAGUACAUCGGGAUCGGUCCAGGAGCCCACGGGAGGUUUGUGCCCCGAGGAAGCGGUACGAGCCUUCGGGAGGCCCGGAUACAGACCCUGGAGCCAGACAACUGGAUGAGGGAGGUGCUGGCCUGGGGACAUGGGACCAGGAAGCGGGUUGCACAGAACCCACUGGAUGUGCUGGAGGAGAUCUUGGCUCUGGGGCUCCGCACAGAUGUUGGGAUCACACACCAGCACUGGCUGCAGUUUGCUCCCAGCCUGAGCCUGUGGGAUGCAUUUGGAGCCUCGGAAGAAGUGAAGGAGCUGGAGGACCAGGGCUUCCUGCUUUUGGACCACAGGGGACUAAGAUGCUCUUGGACAGGUUUGGCUGUGCUGGAUUCUCUGCUACCAACUCUUCUCAACCAGCUCCAGCAGACCUGGGCAGACAGGGUAUCUCCUACCUGAUAGCUCCCUGCCAGGAGGCAGGGGCUUGUCUUGGCACAUGCAGACAAGCCGCUCAUGGAUUCUGUCCACCUGGGGAACUGGAACAUGGAUAGAUCUUGCCUCCAAUCUGAAAGGCAUUUCAGAGGGAGCACUUAAUCCCUAAGCAUCUGGAGAGAUCUUGGCUGUUACCGUACUGGAUCCCAGGGUAAGGGCCCCUCUGGGAGAUGUUGCAUCUAUGCAGAGCAGAGAAGACACCAGUUCUUUGCUUUCUAAGCACCCUGUGUGCUAAGUGCUAUGGAGAAUAAAACGGGUGAAGUACAUUUUAACUUUAGAACGAAUGCAAAGAAAACUCAAGCAUGGCUUCUGCAGUUACAAAAACAUGAGGGAGGGAGGUCCUGCACUGUGCAGGCAGCCUCACUCCAGCAGAGGGCAGUAAGGGGCAGCACAAAUCCUGCCCUAGCAAAACUCCUUAGAGAGACUUUGCACCCACAGCUCCCCAGAAGGGGAUCACCCCCCAAAAGGGGAUGUCUCGCUCCCUGCCUGGGGUUAGCUUUGUGGCUGCUGGGUUUUUGUUUGGAUCAGACUUUCCCUUUGCUCUGUUAUACCAGAGUGUGCGAAGGGUUUGCUGGCACAACUUUCAAUAUGCUUGGCCUUGGGACUCCAGUGUUGAUACUUCCAGCCCAGUUCAGAAGCAGGGCUUAGUGUCUACCUCAUCUCCUUUUAUUGUUCUUGCUGCCGUGAGUGCUAGAGCCGCAGGUAGGUGGCAGGAAUUGCAGAGACCCAUCUCCCACUACCCCGGCGAGCUGGGAAGAGGCAGAUCCUACCUCCAAGGAGUGCACACCGUGAAGCCCCCAUCCUCUACCAUGCAGAUUGCAUAUGGAUAUUGGUCACCUUCCCAGGGGAUGCACUGCUGCACUGACCAUGUCCGGAGGGGGCUCUGUCCACUUUUACCGACAGAACGCUUGCCAUCUACUUUUAUAUAAUCCAUAGAAUAUAUCUGUAGAGCUUGGGCAGGGGCAGGGUACCCCAGUUUGCCAACAUGCCAUGCCUGGGUGAAGGGGUAGAUAGGCCCAACAUUGGCUGAGUCCAGCAGAGACCAGCUCAGUGCAAUAUCUACUGGAUCACAUAGCUUCUGCCUGACUUCUGCGAGAUCACUUCCCUUUGAAACCGAAGCAAGGGCUGAUAUUACUACGCAGGAGCUGGGCUUCCCUUCCACGCUUUAUGAAGGAACAGCUGUUGGGAGCUUCUUCAGGUGUGCAUCCAACAUGGAGUGACUUGCUCGUGCAGCCCCUUGUUAUGUGCAGCUGUAACCAGUCAUUUGGAUUGUGAAAUUUAAUGAGUCCAAAGUUAUCUUGACACUUUAACCAGCUAGUUGUUCUUGAUAUUAAUCUGGUUGUGGUAGCGAUGGAGUGGUGGGGUAGCUGUGAUAGUCUAUGGAAUUAUGCUGGAGGCAAGGAUAUUUUGGGGUGUGCUAUCUUUUAUUGGACUAACUGCAUGCUUCAGAGAGAUUUUUAGGCAAGCUUCUUAAGCACAAAAGUGUACUUCUGUGAGUCUGAGAGCUCAGGCUGCGUUUGCAUCUGAAACAGUAAUUACAGUUUAGCUCUAAAAUCAAUAUUUGGAGUCCAGUGUAGAUAACGGCUUUCAAGCCCUGGUGACAGUUGUUCAAUCAGACAAUAAUCACUUAAAAUCUUCACCUGAAUUGUUUUGCUGAACAGGUUUUUUUGUUAUGAGCUCCCUGAAUGUGAAGAGGGCAGCAGAAAGCACAGGGCAGUGCAGUGCAGAGCAGGUUCUGGAUGUUGCAGAGUCUUUCACACGUGAGGGCUCUCUGCAUGAUUUCAUAGUGGGAGGGGAGCAGCUGUGAGUGAAGGCAUCAGCCAUUCAGCAGUGAGAAGUAGCCAUUGCCUGGUCCAGGGUCUUAGCAUCUGCUUUGGAUGGAGAGAUUUGGGAAGCUGGGGUUCUCACAUUAGCUCCAUCUCUGUGUCCUAGCAGAGAUGGACAGAAGGAGCAGUAGUUGUAGCGUCGCAUCAAAAGCUUCCACAGCUUACAUGUACCUCCCCUUCAUGUUGCAGGGUAGGAUGGCAUCAGCCUUGGGGAGGAGAAGGUGAGUUACCGACAGCAGGGGUGGGGAGUUUGGACCAUGAGACCCAAAGACGGGAGUCCUGCAGUGCAACAGCAAGAGGUUGCCUGGUGUACUGAGUGGUGUCAACAUGAGAUUGGCCUACAAAUUGCAUUGCACAAGCUGCAGUUAGAAUUUUAAUUAGUGAUAUGAGAGACACUUGAGGACUUCAACAUGCGUCUGACACCCUCAUUGUUAUGGCCAAUGAGUAAUGAUCUCUGCUUGCAAGUGCAUCCAUGUGAGCUGAGGUCCUGUCCUAUGUCAGUGUAUGAGUAAACCGUGGGCCAGGACACUUGUAAAUAUUUUGCAUUGCUAAAUACAGAUCUGCAUUUCAGUAA
This is a messenger RNA of Alligator mississippiensis (American alligator), 3714 nucleotides long. It is a transcript of the gene RSAD1, whose product is annotated as radical S-adenosyl methionine domain containing 1. Gene Ontology annotation, biological process: porphyrin-containing compound biosynthetic process. Gene Ontology annotation, molecular function: 4 iron, 4 sulfur cluster binding; coproporphyrinogen oxidase activity. Bases 1 to 1281 code for a protein of 426 amino acids. Gene Ontology annotation, cellular component: cytoplasm. The transcript has 9 exons. The record is from RefSeq and is a predicted model, not a curated record. NCBI's taxonomy places the organism in Eukaryota, Metazoa, Chordata, Crocodylia, Alligatoridae.